Messenger RNA from Marchantia polymorpha subsp. ruderalis, 3476 nucleotides. The record is from the annotation of a GenBank genome assembly. Lineage: Eukaryota; Viridiplantae; Streptophyta; Marchantiopsida; Marchantiales; Marchantiaceae.
CCCCACCUCUCUCGAUAGGACCUGCUCCUCGCUCGGUCGCUCGCGCGGUGGCAGUCAGAGCGCGAAGGUCUGACGACUGCGAUCGACGAAGAAAUAGGCCCUGCGCUGGUCACGACCAUUUCUGCACCCACGACGCGAGGGCAGGGAGGGAGGGAGACUGGGAUGGAAGCUCAUGUGAGGAAUGCGGCGUGACGCCUGGACUGCAGUCGAGGAGCGAAUCAGGAAGGGGAGGAUUGAUUGGUUUGAUUAAGAAGCGGAGCGACGGUCGAAGGGCGAAGGGGGCGAAGCAUGCAAUGGGGGAGCGCAGAAUUGAUGCCAGGGGAACAAGUGCGAAUUAGUCGGAGGAGGAGGAGCGAGGUGCGGGGCGGGGCGAUGCGAUGCGAGCAUGGAGAGUCGGGUGAUGGUGAUGGUGAUGGUGAUGGUGGGAUGGUUCGAUGAGGAGGAGAUCAUGGCCGGUCGAGUGAUUGCCGAAUGGCGCGCUUGGAUUGCUUGUGGGAAUUUGUGAAGCGGCCUUGCUUCAUCAUCAAGGCUUUUUAAAAUAUUGCGGCUGCUGCUGACCAGCCCGGGGCCGAGGCGGGCCGGGCCGCAACUGGUGCUUCAAUCUGUGAGGAGUCGAGUCGAGUCGAGGCGAGGCGGAAGCACUCGAUGACUGUGUCGCGAGAGCAGAGAGUCGUGCGCUCGGACAGGCUUCUUCUUCUGCGCAGCAGCUGGAGGAGGAGGACUUAGGUGUUGAAGACCUUCUCGUUCCCGGAUUCUCCCCGACCUUGAUUGAUUGAUAUCACAGGUUGCUGUCUACAGAUCGCAGGGCAUCGGCGUUGCUUGCAGUAGGAUCAUCUGUUACAGCAGGCUUGGACUUGUCGAGGAUAUUCGAAAGUGGACUUGUUGAGGAUAUUCGUAAGGGGACUAGACGGAUAGACUUAAAGGGACGAGGAGCCGACUCUCCUUCAUGUGCUCUCUUCUCGAGGCUUAUGCGACGGCUCCUGAUCGUCAGUGUCACAGGCUCCCCUCGGAUGCUAGAUAGGUUCGAAUGAGUCAUCGCGACUGUUCCAUAGCUAGAGGUUCCUGCCCUUGAGGAAAAUCUACGUUCUGCAGAGACUGGAGUGAUCUCAAUCGAAGCUGCUCUCGGGGGAAUGGUGUGCUCGGAGCACGGGAGAGAUUGAUUGAAAGCAGUUUUCGAUGGGUAGAGGUAGUGGGAAAUUUGCGCUUGGACGGGAGAAAUGGAUAACGUGCUUUGUGUUUGUAAUUCUUGUGGGGGUCGUCCACUGGACUGCCUCCAACUCUCCCUACUUGGCUAGCUCGAUCAAUAUUUUCAAAGGAUGGUCUCGGCAAGCGAUUCUUGCUUAUUCGACGAUCAACGAGGCCGAACGCCAAAAUCCAGAGAAUCAGUGGCUUGAUUCUGGAAAAGUUCUGGAGGGAUCGGACGAGUCAUCGCCACAGCUUGAUGGUCGCAAAACAACAAGCCCUCGUGUGGCUAUUUGUCUGGUAGGAGGAGCACGCGCAUUCGAGCUGACGGGUCUUACAAUUAAGAAAUAUGUUUUGGAUGUGUACGAUCAUCCUGACAUUUUUUUGCAUGUUCCGUUCGACGAGAACUCUCACAAGCUGACGGUCUUGCAAAAUUCGUCCCAUCUUGUAAUGGCCCGCAUUUUUGUUCCACAACAUAUUCCAGAGAAUCGCCUGCAGCAGGAGGUUCUGACGGGUUCCAAUUCGCCAAACGGCAUUCAGGGACUUCUCCAGUAUUUUAGUUUGGUCGAAGGGUGUCUGGACAUGAUUUCUGAGCACGAGACCAAGCACAAGUUUAAGUAUGAUUGGAUCAUACGGACCAGGGUCGAUGGAUACUGGACUGGACCGUUGCCUCCUGUCACCACUUGGGAUCCUAAACAUUACCAUGUACCUUACGGUUCCUCCUUCGGUGGUCUCAACGAUAGGUUCGGUGUCGGUACUCGAAACACCAGCUGGACAGCGUUGUCGAGGUUGAGCCUGAUACCGCAACUACAUGAAAGAGGAUUCAGGAACUUGAACUCUGAAACUUCAUUCAGAUCACAACUCACAAGCUCAAACGUCACGGUUGAACUUGGUGAAUUUCCAUUUUGCAUUCUAAGUGCUCGAAAGUACGCGUGGCCACCGACCAGGUGGGGUGUUCCAGUGGCAUCUAUCAAAAGUAAGGGCAACCUCAAUGGAGCGAAAUGUAGACCAUGUCAUCCUGCUGCCAUCGGAGACCGGGCCAUGGAUGUCUUGGCUGGAAUAGAUUCCGGUUGGGGGUGGAUAGGCCCUGUUCAUCGUGGAGACAUCCAAUUAUGUGAUUCAACCCAGGAUGACGAAGUUGGCUGGGAAGAUGUUUUUGAUGAAGUUUCUGGGAUGGAGUUGGCUCUGAUUCGAAGGAAGAUAACGAAUAGGACUGUCAAAGAGUGUAUCAGAGACGUGAAGGUAUUCGCCAAAUCGUGGGAGGUCUGGAUUGCUCCAAGCGCAGAAAUUUUGUGCGCCAGUCAUGAGAAGUAGGAACUUGAGUGAGCUCACCGAGAUUCUCUUCUCAGUUGUCUUCCAGUCGCUGCACAUUCGAUCAGCGUGCACUUCUCCCACGAGACGAGGUGGGCUGAAGCAGAUCGACUGUCGUCGAUCUCCUCCUCGACUUUUUCAUCCAAAUAAGAUCUUGGAGGACUGAUCUGACCAUCAUGACAUGAUGAAGACGAAAGCCGGAGCGAAGAUGCGAUCAGAGUCACGUUCUGACUUAUGUGAUGGGGAGCACAGUAUUUGAAGAAGACGAGGUCGCUUCUUGCCUUGAGGGAAGGUUCAAGAGACUCGAGAGUUCCACGGACCCAUGCGGGAUGACCAUAUUCCUUCUGGUUGAAGCUCGUAAUGAAGUUCCACCUGUAGGCUCCGGGCUCUUCAAUGUGGCAGAGAGGAUUCUGUGCAGAAGAGGAAAAUUGAAGUUAUGUCCAUGAUCGAUUCUCACGAAGAGUCUAUCGGACACGGAUUAUUAUGAAGAUGAGAAGUCCAUGCAUUAGUGAGAUAUUUGCCAGGGCUUUAUAAGAAGAUGACCGCAGCAGCUCGGUUUGUGUAGUUUCUUAGAACCUCCAGGUUGCAUGUCCAUUGUAGUUACAGUAGUUACUUAGUCGAGUGCCUGUUGCGAGUAGGCUUCUGUAAUUUUGAGAGUUUGUCCAAAUCGGGCUCGUGAGAAGAAUUCUCCGACCCAUGUUUAGAACGACUGUGUUCUAAUAGGUUGUCGUUGUUGGAGCACAAUCUCCAAUGUAUUGUAUAGCUCAAUAAGCCCAAAAAUUUCUCCCUUCUAGUGGAGGAGAUACGAGUUGAUAUUCCUGCCAACGAAGCUUUCUCGAGUGUGUGACCGGACGAGGUUAUUGCGUCAUGGGACCUUUUUGUGUGCUAGAAUACAAAUGCCAACUGAUCUCUGUCCAGUCCCGAUCUGGGAGCACUAUUUAUUUAUGCUAAUUUUAAGGUACCGUACGAUUUAUAUUUCUAAG